Molecule: messenger RNA, 1734 nt
Organism: Lolium perenne
Lineage: Eukaryota; Viridiplantae; Streptophyta; Magnoliopsida; Poales; Poaceae
Source: RefSeq, a predicted model, not a curated record
UUUGCAAACCCACUUUUCACCACAGCCGUUGGAUGCGGUAAAUUGUUUGUCACUCCUUCGUUGUUUGAAUAGGUCCAUGACGGAUGGGCCCUUGCGUGUGUGGGAUCGGCGAGCAGAGGGUGCGAGGGCGCUCGUUCAUGUCGCCUUUCUCCCCCUGUUUCUUUGUGCGCGUGCUGGUGGGUGAAAACCUAGAUCGGCCCCGCGGUGAAAACCUCCUCACCAAUCCCCGCAUCCUCCCUCAUGCCCAAUCCGCUUCCCGGUGGCGGCGUGGAGUUGAGGCGGGAGCGGUCGGAGAUGGGCUCGCACGGGGCGGAUCUGUGGCGGCAGCAACUGGAGGCGAUGGGCGCGGGUGGACCCGCGUCGGCGACGACCGGAGGCGAUGGGCGAGGCCCGAGACGGACCGGCGCGGGGCGGCCGCCUUAAGUGAAGAACCGGUGGGAGGCAUCGGGAUCCGCGACGGCGGCGGCUCGCAUCUUGCGCCGAGCGACGAGGACGACGGCGGCUCGCAGCUUGCGCCGAGCGUCGAGGACGCCUGGACGCAGACACAGCGGUGGAUCGCGCGCCUGAGCAACCCGCCGUGGAGUCUUGACCGCAGAGGCGGCAGGCCCCACUGGUGGCUUCCUUUAAUCUCCCCUCAGUGCUUGGCGGUGAAGAGCACAAUGACGAGCUGCAGGAGCUCGACGUGCGUGCGCAGCUCGUCCACCUGCGGAGGCCAUGCGCCCGUCCCCAAAGCCCCUCCUCCUCGUCUCGUUCUCCACCAGGCAGGGCAGGACGGGCGGGAUCCGGGGCAGGGCCGGCCAAAUCGUGUGGCGGGUGGCGGAUUUCGAGCUAGCAACGACGACCUUGAGCGUGUGCACAGAUGCCAUGGCGAGCAAUGCUGUAAAACUCGAUUUCGAGCGGCUCCCCAAGGAGGAGAGAGGAAAAGCGCAAAUGCCUACGGGAGGAAGAGCAGCUCGGCUGACCGGGAACCAUUCAGUUCAUUGCAAUUGUGGUGCUGCACAGUGCCCAGGCAGGCUGUCAAAGACUGCCCCUUCUUUCUCUAUUUUAGCAACUGCAGUACCUGAUAGAUGCUACUAAUCAGGGAGUGGGUUGCAGCUCACUCAAAACAAUUCGGUGGAAUUUGAGAAGAUUUGUGCAGAGAGCCUCUUCAUGGUUUCAUGGUUGAGCUCUCAACAACUGUUACCUUCUUUGUGGCUUGCAUCUAUGUUCGUACUUCCGUUUGAUGGGGAAACUAUUUAUGGUGGCAUGGAAAUUCGUUAUGUUGGGGCUGGCUUGGCCAUGUCAGAGAGCAGCACGGCGGCGGCUCAAGCGUGGAAGGAGGAGGUGUGGUGGGUGUUGGAUCCGAUGACUUGCCAUGAACGCGCUUCAUCGUGCUGUCGCUGCAGUCAUUGUGGAAGCUGUACGACAUGAUGGUGGUGGAUCCUGCCAAACCAUGGGCCGUGAGGUUUCCAUGGUUAGAAACAUGAUCAAAAGCUCCAGAGGCAGCAGUAUAUUUGGUACUAUAUUAGUUUGAAGAUUAUGUUGGAUCCAUAAGAAAGAGGGAAGAUAUGGAGCCGUAACUCCAUAUUUCACAUCGAUGUGUGACAGGACUGGUAACUGAAAUUGAUUCACCAUUUUGUAUAUGACAAAAUCAGCUUGACAUUGCCACCGUCUCCUGAUCAGUCAGUCUGAUGUGGUUUUGGUGUUUUUUCUAGCAGAGAAAAGAACUCCCAUCUACUUGGUCAAUCGGUAACU